AUGGAGGAGGUGAAUGAGGAAGACAAGGAUGAGGAUGUGGAGGAGGUGAAUGAGGAAGAUUUGGAGAAGGUGAAUGUGGACAAGGAUGAGUAUCUGUUGAAUGAAGAAGAUUUGAAGAAGGUGAAUGUGUUGAUUGAGGAUCUGGUGAAUGAGAUGGUGGAGGAGGAAGAUGUGAUGAAUGGUGAGAAGAUUGAGAUUGAGGAUAUGGUGGAUAAGGUGAAUGAGAUGGUGGAGGAGGAAGAUAUGAUGAAUGGUGAGAAUAUUGAGAAGUUGAAUGAUGUGGUGGAGGAGGAUGUGAAGAAGUUGAAUGAUAAGGUGGAGGAGAAUGUGCAGAAGUUGAAUGAUAAGGUGGAGGAGGAUGUGAUGAAGUUGAAUGAUGCAGAGGAGGAGGAUAUUGAUGAUAUGCAGAAGUUUAAUGAGGAUGUGGAGAAUGUGGAGGAUGUGGUGGUUAAGGUGAAUGAGAUGGUGGAGGAAGAUGUGGUGAAUGAGAGGAUUGAGGAUGUGGUAGUUAAGGUGAAUGAGAUGGUGGAGGGAGAUGUGGUGAAUGAGAGGAUUGAGAAUAUUGAGGAUGUGGUGGGUAAGGUGAAUGAUAAAGACAAGGAUGAGGUGAAGAAGAAGAAGGUGGAGAAGAAAGAAAACAAGCAGAAGGUGGAGAAGAAGGAAGACAAGAAGAAUGUGGAGGAGGAUGUGUUUGUGGAGAAUUUGGAGAAGAAGAAGGUUGACAAGAAGAAAGACAAGGUCGAGAAAAAGGACAAUCAGAAAGUGGAUGAGGAUGUGAUGGAAGUGAACGAUACUACAGUCCAAUAUAAGAGAAAGAGGUCGAGGUCGAGAAUACUACUUACUCCCUACACCGAUCCUUCUGGAAAAAAUGAGUGUCAAAGAUCCAAUCAAGGUCGAUCCUUUGGUGAAAUUUUAUCCGGAACUGCUAGAAGAGUUGAUGAAAGAGUUGAGGGAAAAAAAAUAAAUGUAAAAUGCUAG
Impatiens glandulifera is the source of this 978-nucleotide messenger RNA. Its product is annotated as ring-infected erythrocyte surface antigen-like. The record is from RefSeq and is a predicted model, not a curated record. The coding region runs from base 1 to 978 and encodes 325 amino acids. The transcript is spliced from 6 exons. NCBI's taxonomy places the organism in Eukaryota, Viridiplantae, Streptophyta, Magnoliopsida, Ericales, Balsaminaceae.